Messenger RNA from Phyllopteryx taeniolatus (common seadragon), 2294 nucleotides. It is a transcript of the gene tspan36, whose product is annotated as tetraspanin 36. The record is from RefSeq and is a predicted model, not a curated record. Gene Ontology annotation, biological process: protein maturation; regulation of vascular endothelial growth factor signaling pathway; protein localization to plasma membrane. The coding region runs from base 187 to 924 and encodes 245 amino acids. The transcript is spliced from 7 exons. Gene Ontology annotation, cellular component: membrane. NCBI's taxonomy places the organism in Eukaryota, Metazoa, Chordata, Actinopteri, Syngnathiformes, Syngnathidae.
AUCAAUAUACUGCACCACCACAUCCGCCACUCCCGGGCCAUGUGACCGCGUGGCGUCACAGACGUCACAGUUCUUGGAUCCCUCGUGACCAGACUGAGGAGGGGGGUGAAAGAGAAAAGAGGAGCGACGUCGAAACCCGCCGCCCGGCCGACUUCACUUCAGUCUCCUGACCGCCGCCUCGACGACAUGGACUGCGGCAUUAUCACCUCCAAGACGGUCCUCCUCUUCCUCAGCCUGGUCUUCUGGGCUGCAGGUGCUGGUCUGGCCUACGUUGGCGCCCAAGUGUUGCGCAGCUAUGGCAACUUUGAGAGCUUCAUCCAGGACAAGUACAUGCUCAUCCCGGCUGUGGUCAUCAUCGGCAUCAGCGUGGUCAUGUUUAUCUUUGGCCUGCUGGGAUGCUGCGCCACCAUGCGAGAGUCCAAAGUGGGCCUGAGCUUUUUCUUUUUGAUCAUCAUGGUGGUGUUUGCAGCUGAAGUGGCCGUUUUGGUGCUAAGCUUCAUCUACCAAGGCAAAAUAAACGGAGAUCUGGAUCACUUAAUGAACAACGUCUUUGCGAAGUAUGACGGUGAGGACCCCGAGACCAAGAGUGUGGACUACCUGCAGACUCAGUUGCAGUGCUGUGGCGUGUGGAACUACACCAGCUGGUACAACACGACCUGGUACAAAAGCCACAACAGCACGGUGCCAGAGUCGUGCUGUAAAAAUGUCAGCACACAGUGCACUGGCAGGUUGGAGCAGUUAAACCUGCUCAACUUAGAGGGUUGUGAAGUCAAGCUGGACCACCUGCUACAGGAUUUGCUGAAGUACGCCAUGCUGGUCAUUCUGGGCUUCGCCAUCAUCAAGUUCUUCGGGAUGCUGAGCGUGUGCGUGAUCGCCUGUAAAAGCGGUGGCCGGAGGAGCGGCUACCAGCCUCUUUACGCCUGACCAAAAAUUGUCACUUCACCACCUCAUAUCUGUUAAUUAUUACUGUUUUGGCAUGUCCCUUGUAGACUGUCAGGUGGAUCAAAAGCGAGAGUAUCCAGCAUGAAUGUUGUUUCAUUGCAUUUGGCUGAACUUCCCAAUAAUCCCGAGAGUAUUGCCUCCUCAUUUUUGCCACCUUUUUGAACUCACUCGUAGGAGUUAUUUUUUAUUUAUUUUUUUUUGUUUUGAAUCACUAUACAUUGAUUCAAGUUGUUUUUCCUUUUGUUACUCAAAAUUUUCAUUAGAAUGCACCCUGAUGGGUUUAAGGCCUUAUGUCAAGUUGCAAUAUUUAUAGCUGAUUUGAUUAAACUAACUAAUCUACAUUAGCUUUCUUUUAAUGAGGAUGUUAUUUUUUUUUAGGUGAGUUAUCUGUGUUAAAUGUAGUUACAGGUCCACAUGGUUAUAGUGUCUUUCUAAAAUAAUAAAGUGAGUAUUUCAUAUAAAAUUGGUUGUAUCACACCCUUAAUGCAUUGUGUGUUUAUGCAUUCUAUUGUGUUGUGGGAGCAUGGUUGUUAUAUUGGUGCUUUUUUAUAACAGUUCUGUGGAUUUCGUUAUUUUUAGAAUUUGGCGUGGUGGGCCGAAUAAAACGCUCUAAUACAAUAACAUUACCACAUUAUUGCAUUAUGUUGAUUAAACAUGAAUAUUGAGUUUGUCUAACAUUAACUUAUCUGUUUAAGUCACAGGAUAUUAUUAAAGCCACUGCUUUGAAAAAACAAAUCACUUUAAUUCGACUGGUAAAAAUUGGCUGCAGUGACCAGAAUAUCCUGAAAGUGGUGCAAUUGUGUCUAAAUAAAGAUAAAAACCAACAUGAAAUGGAGAAGAACUGAAAUGAGAAAUUUGACAGUAAUACAACAAGAGUGUUUUUCUUUUAAGAAACAGGCCACCACGCAAUAACACCAACUAUGGGAAAAAAUGUCAUAUCCAUAGAACAGGAAAUGAUAAUGAUGUGAAUAUUUGCCAGGUAUGACAUGUUCAUGUCAUUGUGUUUAGCUUGAUUUACAUUUCUGCUUGAUUUAGUUCCCUGCGGGCUGUGUUCUUUUUCCACCUCAUCUAUUUUUGUGUAUUGUUUUUAAUUCACCUGUCUCGUUUUUUCCCCACCUGAGGUGUGUUUUGCCUGUCUGUCGCUCAAGUAGUUCACCCAACUGCACUCUCCUGUGUGCUCUCAUCUCAAUUGCUGUUUGUUACAUACAUGCAAAUGGAAAAUAUUUGUUAGUUGUGUAUUUGUGGUUGACGGUUUAUCAAUAUAGGAAAAAAAACUGCACUUAAUGUUUCAAUUAAAAUGCACUGCACAUAAAAGUUAAAUAAAUGUGCACAAAUAAAAGUUUAAAAGCAAA